GUGCGUGAUCCGCCUCAGGAAGGCAUGUUUGUGUAUGGCAUCUACAUUUGGGGUUGUACCUGGGAAAAGACGACUGGCGAACUACAAGACCUUGCUCCUCGUCAUGGGCCUACACCUUUGCCAAUCAUUCACAUUAUCUGUAUUCCAGCUAGUGAAAAACAAAUUGUCACAGAGCCAACUCGAUAUGAAACAUUCUCAUGUCCUGUCUACCCAACACGUGUUAGCCCUCGUGAGCCAGUGUUUCUGAUGGACGUUCGUCAUGAUAGUAUACCACCAUCUAGAUGGUCACUACGUGGGUUAGCCGCUACAAUCCGUCCAUUUUAGUUAAGACACAAGUGAGGUAAACAUUCCUUGUACAUAUGAAAUUUAUAAGAAUUCUAAAAGAUUCAGUAUUUAUAUAAAUGUUUUACUAUUGAUGUGACUGUUCACUUGAUUCUUGUUACUAGAAAGCAGUGGUGGCACUGCCACCAGGGGCAGGGGACUUAAUCUCCUCCCCUCAUUGGGGAGCCAAAUUUUCUUACCAUACAUUACUCAUUGACCAAAAAAUAUAUGUAAUUAUAUACAUAACUCUUGAUGCAUAAACCUCCAUCA
Molecule: messenger RNA, 591 nt
Organism: Anneissia japonica
Lineage: Eukaryota; Metazoa; Echinodermata; Crinoidea; Comatulida; Comatulidae
Product: dynein heavy chain 8, axonemal-like
Biological process (GO): microtubule-based movement
Cellular component (GO): dynein complex
Molecular function (GO): dynein light intermediate chain binding; dynein intermediate chain binding; minus-end-directed microtubule motor activity
Source: RefSeq, a predicted model, not a curated record